Priapulus caudatus is the source of this 2208-nucleotide messenger RNA. Its product is annotated as poly(A) RNA polymerase, mitochondrial-like. The transcript has 9 exons. Lineage: Eukaryota; Metazoa; Priapulida; Priapulimorpha; Priapulimorphida; Priapulidae. Gene Ontology annotation, biological process: mitochondrial mRNA polyadenylation. Gene Ontology annotation, molecular function: poly(A) RNA polymerase activity. The record is from RefSeq and is a predicted model, not a curated record. The coding region runs from base 13 to 1959 and encodes 648 amino acids.
GCGAAAGAAAAGAUGGCAGCCUCCAUUGUGAAGUGCAUGGGCAGGGGAACUAAUUCGGUUAAACUUAGAAAUCUGCUAGGUUUCAACUUCUGUUUAUCGUGUAGAAGGAGUAGAAAUCUGUAUCUAUCGGCAGCUUUGUUAAAAAAAUCCAGGCUACGUGUAGUCAGGCCAAGCUUAGCGUCGUCAUCUUCAAGUUGCAUUCAGACAUAUGAUCAGAUAUACAGGAAAAGAAAUGAAGAGGCACACAGAAGUGUUCUGGUCCAAGUUUCCUCACCAGCUGAUGUUGCAAGUUUGCACGCCACUUGCAGCAGUGUGGGAAUCAUUAAUAAAUCUGUACUAUUUCCAUCAAGUGCUGGAGACAGGCAUUAUGUCCUCAUGGAGUUUGACAGCAGAUGGUCGGUGAGCCAACUUGUGAAAACUGGCAAGCAUUUUACUCGAAGUGAAGUAAUACCCGUUCGGUCGCGAAUGUUCUACUACCUCCCUGUAAACCAAACGAUUUCAAAGCUCUCACAGAAUAUUGAUGUGGAAUCAGUUUUAACAGAGGACCAACUACAGAACAAACUCAUUGAGGCAACGUCUAUAUCCGAGCAGAUGCAAAUAUUAUAUGAAGGCACCCGUCUCACAGAACUUGGAACAAGGUUGCGCUACUUUGUUGCGUCUUUGUUAGAAGACUCCUUAUCAGGGAUGUUUCCAAACAUCAAGGCCGAACCUUUUGGGUCUUCGUUUAGUGGUUUUGGAAAGCGCAAAUGUGAUCUUGACAUGAUGCUGACGUUUGAGGACUUGACACAGAACGUACGCAAGGCCGGCCCGUUAUUGUUCCUCAGCAAGAAGUGCAUGCAGAAUGACCGCUUGCAGACGCAGCGAACGUUGGGUACUCUGGGAGACGUGCUACAGUACCUGAUGCCCGGCUGUCUAAACGUGCACCGGAUCCUGCAUGCGCGCGUGCCCAUCGUCAAGUUCAAACACGAGAUCCUCGAGAUCGACUGCGACCUCUCGAUGUCCACAAACAGGUCUGGUGUGGACAUGACUCAACUACUGUACAUAUUUGGUGAGAUUGACCCACAGCUGAGACCACUCGUGUUUACCAUCCGAACCUGGGCGAGGUUGAACAAAAUCACAAACCCUAUCCCUGGCCGAUGGGUCAGCAAUUUCGCUCUCACUCUUCUUGCAAUAUUCUUUAUGCAAAAGAGAAAUGGGACGGUGCUUCCAUCUGGCGAGAAAGUUCUUCAGGAGGUGGCCAAGUCGAGAAGAACUGGUGCCAACCUGAACAUCGUCCGUAAAGACUGUGCAAUGGAUAACUUGGGUGACCUUUUGCACGAAUUCUACAGUUUCUACCAGAACUUUCCAUUCGAUGUUUCCGCACUCUCCAUCAUCAACGCAGACACACUAAAGAAACCAGAUUUCUCUCCUUUGCACAUAGAGAAUUGCAUCGAUGCUGACCUCAAUGUCACAAAGAAUGUCAGCUCAGAAGAACUUGAUAGGAUGAUGUCAGGAAUACGUAGUGCCCUCUGGCAACUGGAGUGUGGUUCAGAGAGAAAGUCCAACAAGAACUGGGGAAUCCUGAGGCUGUUUGAGCUGGACAACAGCACGGGCGCGAGUGGUGUUAGCAGUUUCCAGGUAAAGACACUGUUCGCUCCAAAAGGCCAGCAUGCCGCAUCGAAUAAAGGGCAAUUGAUAACAGAGGAUGGUGAUCAAAGCAGCCAGCAGGACAUAGAGAGCGACACAGUGGCGGUGAAACACGCAGAAGACAGGGAAACUCAGAGAGUCGAUCCCAUGCAACGUCAUGGCGAAACGUUUGCAACGGACGCUUGUGUCGGAGGCGAUGAGGUACCGAUUCGUGCAUCUGUUGACAUUGGUAACAUGAAGAGUGUAGUACAGCCGACCGCUGAUGACUUGAACUCACGAGUACGAGUGAAACAAAAGAGAGCUUCGUCGCCAUGGAAAAAGGACUUGUGGUGAGACGAGAACAACAUAUUGUUCAAUUACGUGCCCGUUGUCAUAUCAAGUAGCUGAAAUUGGGCUGCCUGCAUUUAAUAUGAAUUAUUUAAUAUGAUAUUAUUAGGAGAUUAGUUUCAAAUUGUGAUAAAUGUAAGAUUUGAGACAUCUCUUUGUAAAACCAUUACAUUUGUAGUAAAGGCCAAGACAACGCAUGUACUGGGUGGUCAUCCAAAAGGACUUUAUUUCAUAAUAAAAUAUUUUACAACAAUG